This is a messenger RNA of Punica granatum (pomegranate), 2781 nucleotides long. The record is from RefSeq and is a predicted model, not a curated record. NCBI's taxonomy places the organism in Eukaryota, Viridiplantae, Streptophyta, Magnoliopsida, Myrtales, Lythraceae.
CAGAAUUGAAUAGGGUCCUCAGUUUUUUCCAACGAACCGCAACAAACUUCUCUUCAACCCUUUCCCUCUCUUCCGCUUCCCGCAAAAACCCUAACCAUGGCGGACUCAACGAUCGCCGAUCCUCCGGCGGCCGCUCCGCUACCUAAUUCUCAGCCUGCUGACCUCGAUUCCUUCGAUAUCCCCUUCGAUCCUCUCUUCUUCUCUGCGGAAAACAACCCUAACAUAGCCGACACCUUCAAUUCCGAUUUCGAUUUGGACUUCGGUCUCGAAGACAAUGGCGUCUUCGAGCUCACCUUCGACGACCUCGACGAUCUCUGCCUCCCUGGCGAGAACGAGGACUUCAUCGUCCCCGAUUCCGCAGGACCGCUGGCUCAGAUGAAUUCCGAGAGCGGAUCGUCCGGAAUUUCCGCCGAUCACGCCCCAGAUGUCGCGGCUUACCUGAAUCACUCGCCGUCGGAGUCCGGAAGUUACCGAUCCGCUGACCAGAAGCCCGAUGUCGCCAGGUCUUUGAGCGUUCCGUCCAUGCAAAGCGGUGACUCCGGUAGUCCAGAGUUUUCUGGUGGGCCUGUGUCCUCUCAGGGGUCGGGGAAUGGAGGCGGGGGCUUCGGUGUGUCUGAUGACAUGAAUUCUCCCUCACCGGAAUGUGGUAACUCAGGCGAGCGAGACGUUUCUUCUAGAUUGUUCAUCGAUCAGAAGGUGAAGGUCGAGCAAACGGGGAAGAAUUCUGUUCCGAAGAGGAAACAGGAGCACGAAGAUGCAGUGACAAAGACUGAAUUGCGGAACAGCAAGUGCAGGAAAUCAUCCUCGUCUUCGGACAAAUCGAAUUCUGCCUGCAACGUUGAUGCUCUCACCGAAGAGGACGAGAAGAAGAAGGCGAGGCUCAUGCGGAAUCGAGAGAGCGCGCAGCUGUCCCGUCAGAGGAAAAAGCACUAUGUAGAGGAGCUCGAGGAGAAGGUGAAGAGCAUGCACUCCACAAUUGCAGACUUGAAUAGUAAAAUCUCCUUCAUAAUGGCUGAGAAUGUUAGCCUGAGGCAGCAGCUGGGCAGUGGUGGUGGUAUGUGUCCACCGCCACCGGGGAUGUACCCACCUCCCCCGAUGGCCCACAUGGCUUACCCGUGGGUGCCCUGUGCCCCUUAUGUCAUGAAACCACAAGGGUCGCAAGUGCCCCUUGUCCCCAUUCCUAGGUUGAAACCCCAACAGGCAACCUCGGCUCCAAAAACGAAGAAGGCCGAGGCCAGGAAGAGCGAGGUAAAGACUAAGAAGCUCGCCAGUGCUACUUUCCUUGGGCUGUUGUUCUGUUUCGUCCUGUUUGGAUAUUUGGGGCCUAUGAUGGAUGUGAUGUCUGGAGGAAUAGGGGAUAGGGUUCCUGGUGGGAUUGGCUACUCCAUUGAUGGGGUUUAUGAUCACCACAGGGGUAGGGUUUUGGCAGUCACUGGUCAUAGAAAUGGUACUCAUCAUCCUACGGAGAGAGGCUACAUAAAUGAUAGAAUAAAUUGUGAGAGAGGUCGCCGUGCAGACGAAUCUGUGCCUUUACGCAAUGGUAGUGAGCCCCUCGUUGCCUCUUUAUAUGUCCCGAGAAAUGACAAGCUUGUGAAGAUUGAUGGGAACUUGAUAAUUCAGUCUGUUCUGGCGAGCGAGAAGGCUAAAGAAUCUCCUGAGAUUAAGAAUAAGAAUGACAGGAGUACUGAUUUGGUAAUGUUGCGGAAUUUAGCAUCAGCCCUGGCCAUACCUGAGGCCCGGAGGAAAAGGGCUGCUCAUUCUUAUGUGUAUAGGAACCCUGCUGAUCGGAGAAGGGCUCUUGCUCCUGGCUCUGAUGAUCCCCUUAAGGACCAUAUAAAGAAGUCUGUUUCUGCCAAUGGUAAAGUGCAGCAGUGGUUCCGAGAAGGCCUUGCAGGGCCAAUGCUGAGUUCUGGGAUGUGCAGUGAGGUGUUCCGGUUCGAUGUUGCCCCGUCUUCAGCCCAUGGAGCCAUAAUCUCCGCGCCUUCAGUCAGCAAAAUCACUUCAGAAAAUCGUCAGAACUCUUCUUCUCAAGUCAACAAGGGUAGAAACAGAAGAAGCCUCCGCGGUGCAUCCUUCCGUCUCCCUGGGGCUCACUUUAAUGAGACCGGGGAACGCACAGGAAAGAACCCAGAGGGAGAGAACCUCCACCAAGGUAACAAAUCCCUUUCAUCUUCGAUGGUUGUCUCUGUGCUCAUGGAUCCAAGGGAAGCAGUCGACGCCGAGGUUGAUGGGGUGGUCCCGCCGCCCAAAUCCCUCUCCCGGAUCUUCGUUGUGGUGCUUCUGGAUAGCAUCAAGUACGUGACUUACUCGUGCGUGCUCCCGCGGUCCGGUGGACCCCAUCUAGUGACUACCUGAAGAGAGGGCAGAAAUCUCCGUCCAUGGAGGGCCAAGAGAGCGAGAGAGCGAGAACUGUCUGCUCCGCUAGAGCUCUCUCCCAGUUUUGUACAGAUAAUAUAACAACAGGAAGAAACAUUAGCAAGGCCACAGAAAUGGCGGGUUGGUCGCUGUGGCAAUAUCUAAAGGAUGUCCUAACUAUGUGUCCACCUUUAAUUAUGGACCUCCUCCUGGGGAUGUUCACCUGAAUAAUUUCAAUUAGGGGUCGGGGUUCAAUUAAUAAACAGUUUCUUGCAUUAUGUGCUGUGAACUGAUACAGAGGGAGGCUUUUUGAGUUAUUUGGGUGAGUUGAAGAGGUAACAAGCUGCUAUUUUGCUGCCCACAUAUAUGUCUCAGAACGCACCUGAAAGAUAUCGAGAGUGUUUUAUUCUUCCCGUUGGAACAUCA